Molecule: messenger RNA, 3256 nt
Organism: Manacus vitellinus (golden-collared manakin)
Lineage: Eukaryota; Metazoa; Chordata; Aves; Passeriformes; Pipridae
Gene: HTR1E
Product: 5-hydroxytryptamine receptor 1E
Exons: 2
Coding region: 1021-2115 (364 amino acids)
Biological process (GO): chemical synaptic transmission; G protein-coupled receptor signaling pathway, coupled to cyclic nucleotide second messenger
Cellular component (GO): plasma membrane; dendrite
Molecular function (GO): neurotransmitter receptor activity; G protein-coupled serotonin receptor activity
Source: RefSeq, a predicted model, not a curated record
CUGGGGUGUAUUUGCCACCCUUCAGCACCGGAUGAAGCAGGCAGUGACUCCACCAGCAUGAGUAUGCCGGAGGUCUUCUUCUCUACACGCAGUGCUGCUCCAGCAGAUUGCUAGGUGAGAAGUAAAUCAGACCGAUUUGAAACAUGGAGUACUUCUCACAUGCUCAUUGAAAAGAAUAAGACUUGCUGGACAGUCUCCACAAAACCUCAACACUCUUUUGGACUGGCAUUUCCUACCAAGUGUGCCAGCAAUGUCAGCAUGAGAAAAGACAACUAGGAGUAAGGGCUACAGCUGCUCCUUUAACACUGUUGGGACAGCCUCCAGAGUAAAUUUCCAGCUCCUACUGAAUCUGACUGGAUAUAUCUUCCAUGCCAAAUGCCCUUGCAAAGAACCAAAACCUUUUGGAGGAUGUUUGGAAUUUCAUCUGGGCUGUGUAGAAUCCAGCAAUAAAUUAUUCCAAUAUGAAGGUCUAAUACAGUUAAUAGAUCCUAUAAAACUGGCUACUGUGUUUCAUCCUAUUUAAUUUGCUGCAACAACCUGCAGACAUCUGAGCUGUUUCAGCUUCCCUUUUAUAAUCAUCAGGUGCCCUGAGAGAAGCUCUCCCAGCUGAGGAGUCCCUGUGUCACCAGCAUCUCUGCAUAGACAAGCGGUGCAAUGCCUCCAGAGCAUUCAGCUGCUUCUCAUCCUCCAGCAUAUCCCAAGUGAAGCAUCUUCCCUACCACUGUGGGGAGAGCCACAGAGGGCCCUGUGGCCCAGUCAUCCCACAAAGAGUGGGCAAGGAGGAGGGCAAUGCCAGCCUCUGGCCACCUGUAGCUGCAAUCUCUUCUGGAGUUUGGGAUUGCCCAGGCUGCACAGCAGGAAAACAAUGAAUAGGAGGAAACCUGGAAGCUUUUUGCUGCUUUGUUGAAUAUGGGAUUAUAAAAAAAAAUUGCACCUGGAACAUCUCUCUAAAUGGAUGACUUCUGAACCUGCAACCCUUCAUUACCUGAAGCAGCACCUUCUUGCAUCCUGGAGGAGAAAAUGAAUUUCACAAAUUGCACCACUGAAGCCAGUGGGGCUGCAAAGCCAAAAACAGUAACUGAAAAGAUGCUUGUUACCCUGACCUUGGCCACAAUCACAACCUUGACUAUGCUGCUGAAUUCUGCUGUAAUUGCAGCAAUCUCCACAACCAAGAAGCUCCACCAGCCGGCAAAUUAUCUCAUAUGUUCACUAGCUGUGACAGAUCUCCUUGUUGCUGUUCUCGUCAUGCCCUUGAGCAUCACUUACAUAAUGAUAGAUAAAUGGACUUUGGGAUACUUCAUCUGUGAGAUCUGGCUUAGCGUCGACAUGACCUGUUGCACAUGUUCAAUCCUUCAUCUGUGUGUCAUUGCAUUGGACAGGUACUGGGCAAUCACAGACGCUAUCGAAUACGCCAGGAAAAGAACGGCAAAGAGGGCUGGGCUGAUGAUAGUCACCGUGUGGGCUAUCUCCAUUUUCAUAUCAAUGCCCCCUUUGUUUUGGAGAAAUCACCACAGCAUCAAUAUUCCCAGCGAGUGUCGCAUUCAGCACGAUCAUGUAAUCUACACUAUUUAUUCCACAUUUGGGGCAUUUUACAUACCCUUGACUUUGAUCCUGAUCCUGUACUACAGAAUUUACCACGCUGCAAAGAGCCUUUACCAAAAGCGGGGUUCAAGCCGCCACCUCAGCAACAGGAGCACAGACAGCCAAAACUCUUUUGCCAGCUGCAAGCUCACACAGACAUUCUGCGUCUCGGACUUUUCCACGUCUGACCCGACCACGGAGUUCGAUAAAAUCAACGCAUCCGUGAGGAUCCCACCUUUCGAGAAUGACUUGGACCUGGCUGGCGACCGGCAGCAGAUCUCCACGACGCGGGAACGAAAGGCUGCUCGCAUUUUGGGGCUGAUUUUAGGUGCUUUCAUUUUGUCCUGGUUGCCCUUUUUCAUCAAGGAGCUGCUUGUGGGCCUCCACAUUUGCACUGUCUCUCCAGAAGUAGCGGACUUCUUGACCUGGCUUGGAUAUGUCAACUCCCUCAUCAACCCUUUGCUGUACACGAGCUUCAACGAGGAUUUCAAGCUGGCCUUUAGAAAGCUUAUCAGGUGUCGGGAGCAUACAUAAAAAUACUGGGAGUUGAUGAUGCUGACAUGACUCCUAGCCUUAAAAUUGAGCAAAAUAAUUUGACUUUGUCACCAUUUCCCUUGAUAAAAGGGAUUUUUGUGUUUGCCUAUUUGCUUGACUUAUUGUCAGCCUGUAAUUCAUUAUGCUGUUUUUUUAAUCUCUGGUGUUAUUCAUGGUAAAGGGUUUGAAAUAAAUUUAUUCUACAAAGGAAAAGAUUUUUUAGAAAUGAAACAACAAAAGAGAUAUUAUUACUAUUAGAUACUGAUGUUUAAGACAUUUUUGUAAUCAAUGAUUCAAGAAGCAAACAACGAUAUUCACUUUUAUACUUUUUCCAUUUAAGAAUCAAACAUCUGAAUUGUCAUGCACUGUAUAAACUGUACCCCAUAAAUACAUAUUCAAAAAUUAAUAAACUCUUCAUGAUCAUGACAGCUAAACAACAAAUCUUUACUUUAAAUGGCAUUCUGUAACAGCCACUUAGAAGGAAAAUUACCACCAUUUCCACUUAGGGCUGUAGCAGAAUAAACUAUUCCUUUCUUCAGGAAUACACUCCCAAAACAGAAAGCAAAGUUCAGUUCGUUGCGUCUGAAAAUUAAUCUCAUUUUUUAUUCCAAAGCAAUUAUUUAGGUGACUGUCUUCAUAUAAUAUUCCAGAUUUAUCUGUAAAGAGUUGGGCAGACACCUCUGCAGUUUGUUUGGGAAUUGAGAGGAUGCAGCUAGCAAGUGUCACACUUGUGAAACUAAUUGCACAUCUGACUGGUCACACGUUUAAUACCACUAACCUUAUUUCUUCAGGCCUUGUAUUUUGGCCGGUUCUGGAAUGAUAUUAUUCACUUGUGCCACACUUCACCUGGGCCCUGUAGUGAACAACCCCAUGUAUUGAUUGAUCUUACCCCACUGACUUAAACAACUGGAAAUCUUUUCUAGCUAACAUUAAUACCUAAAAAGAGGGAAAAAUUAAUCUCAGUCACUGAAAAUGUUUUUUAGUGAGGAAGCACAGAGAUCCCGUAUGGUUUUUCCUUUUUGCAGCUUGUUGGAGGUGGAAACUGUUGAUUGAAACUGGGGAAGUGUGUUCUUAUCCUGCCUAUCUAUAAAGCUUCCAAAGCAGCUCCCCAGAGUACCUAUACUGUUAAGGAAAAAAAAGU